Messenger RNA from Menidia menidia (Atlantic silverside), 1707 nucleotides. The record is from the annotation of a GenBank genome assembly. Lineage: Eukaryota; Metazoa; Chordata; Actinopteri; Atheriniformes; Atherinopsidae.
AUACCUCUUCAGAAGAGCCAAUGAACCACGGACGAGCUCCCCGUCGCAUAUCUCACUCCCAAAGGAGUGCAGGGCCAUCGGGAAGACAGUGGAGACAGAGGAACAAUGAGCAAUCCAAAAGCAGAACCCAGAGGGGAGAGGUGGAGGAGGACGAGCAGAAAGCCGGACAGCGGGAAAAGGACUCGGAGUUCAGAGGGACCUGCCAGACCAUGUGCCCAGCUCAGGAGCUGCAGGACCGCGAGAGGAAAAACUGCCUCCACCGCUUCGAAAUGGUACCGGGCACGGAGAAAUCUAAGAAACCGAGGGGCGACCCCUCGCGUGCCGUGAAGGAAUAUUCGAGACCAGCAGCUGGAAAGGACGCAACAAACCCCACCGAACUCCGACCACCUUCUGUGUUACUGAAAACUGUUUGUUACCUUAUUGACAACAUUGUAGCCUCCCCUAAACAGCACCCAUGGACAGAGGUGUACAGCUUUGUGUUUGACCGACUGCGCAGCGUUAAGCAGGACAUGAUCAUCCAGAGGGUGUCUGGGCCCGACUGUGUGGCCAUCUUAGAGAAGGCGGUACGCUUCUUCAUCUACUCGUCCUAUCGUCUUUGCGGGGAACCCCUGCGGCUCUACGACCCAGUCAUCAAUGACACGCACCUACAGGAGUUCCUCAGCUGGCUGCUGGAUUGCUACUCCACUGGAACUGGACCCUAUCUUAAUCAGGAAGAAUUCUACUCUCUUGGCUUGCUCUACAACCUGGGUUCCACCCAGGCAGCGCAGCACGUGAUGGAGCUCCCGGCGCGGCUCCGCGGCAGCCCCUCCAUCUCGCUGGCGCUCGCCAUCAACCGAGCCUUUCAGGAGCGGAACCCGGUGCGCCUGCUCCGGCUGGCCCGGAGGCUGGACUUCCUGCAGCUGUGCGCGCUGCACCGCCACCUGCCCGCCUGCCGCCGGGACCUGCUGCUGACCUACAGCCACGCCUACAGCAGCCGCAACUGCCGCUUCCCGCUGGACGCGCUGGCCCGCCUCCUGUCCCUGGACGCCGCCCUGGCCGCCCAGCUGUGCCUGGCGCACGGCGUGCAGGUCAGUCGGGACGAGCAGGUGGUCUUCUCCAAAGCGGCCUUCGCCGAGCCCGAGCAGGGCCACGCCCACUGUAACCCGUAUCACGGCAUUGUGUCGGAGAAACAGAGAAACCUCACCGUGGACGGCGUCAUUCACGGUCGCACCGCGAAAGUGGUGUGAAAUGUUUUUAUUAAAUUGGUAGCAACGGGGACAGGUUGUCCAGGUUUAAUGAUUCCACAGUGUUACAAUAAACAAACGCAUUCGAGGCAAUUUGGCAAUUUAGCGUGUGACAUAAUGUGAAUUAAGAGGAAAUUAUGUGUAACGACAAUCCAACUCUGAAGGUCCGAUCUUCUGUUGUUUCUUUCAGGGAUGCCCGACAGUUAUAUAUUUUCGGAACUCAGUGUUUUUAACCAGACAUUUAUGGUUUAUCGAACAUAAUUCCAACUUCAGGUCAUUUUAUACCCCAAGGCUCUGAAAAACUGUAAUAUUUUAAGUGUUUUUGUUGUACCCUUUCCUUUGUUUAGUUGAUUGAUGUCCGUUUUUACCAUUAAUGUGAAUUCAUUGUGUUAAUAGAUUUCUCUUAAACCACUGAAUAAUGAUCUGUGAUGCUUUAAUCAAUCCAGUACGAUGGAAUAUUUCAAUAAAUUUGGUAUUUAACAUA